Messenger RNA from Alosa alosa (allis shad), 2805 nucleotides. RefSeq names its product interleukin-1 receptor-associated kinase 3 (gene irak3). The record is from RefSeq and is a predicted model, not a curated record. Gene Ontology annotation, molecular function: protein binding; ATP binding; protein kinase activity. Gene Ontology annotation, biological process: protein phosphorylation; signal transduction. The transcript has 13 exons. Lineage: Eukaryota; Metazoa; Chordata; Actinopteri; Clupeiformes; Clupeidae. The coding region runs from base 241 to 2232 and encodes 663 amino acids.
GAAGCAAAAACAGAAAUGGCCAAUACUGUUUCUCUUUAAAGCCCCUUGCUAUCUGAAUGCACAACUGAAAGGACGGGUUAGAGGCAAAUGACAGCAUAUGUGGGCGGGGUUUGGGCAAUUCCGAAAUUGGCAACUGCUGUAUGCUACACACGUAGCCGACUCGCUGAAAAACUUAUGUGAAGAACGACCACAGAAGUUAGAAGGUGGGGAAACGUUUUCCCAGUAACAGACUAUAUCAAGAUGGCAGGACAAGCGGAUCUCUCGAUGCUUCUAUUUGACAUCCCCCCUGCUCAGAUCGAGACGUUCUGUAAAAUUAUGGACAGCGGAAUUGGUACUCUUGGGUGGAAAGGUUUGGCUGCGCGGAUCUCGCCCACCUGGCUGGAUGUGCGAUGCACAGAAAUGAGAGAGGCUGCGGGAAAGAGUCCUACCCAGGAACUGCUCUGGUCCUGGGCGCAACAGAACAAGACGGUCGGGGACCUCCUCCGGGUACUGGAGGACAUGGGGCACUGGAGAGCGCUCAGCCUCUUCCAGUCUACAGGUGACAAUUCAAGUAAUCUCCCAAAGCCACCUCCACCAUCCCUUGAAGUCCACAAGCCAAAAACAUCGAAUUGUCACACUGAAAACCUGUCCUGCGAUUCAAGUUCAGUUGCCAUUAUUACAGCAGGUAAUGGAGCCAUGCUGAAGGUCUCAUUUGCAGACAUCUUGGAGGGAACUGAGAAUUUUCAUCAAGACAGGAGAAUAGGCGGUGGUGCCUUCUCAGAUGUCUAUCGAGGGAUAAAGGGAAAUGAAACCUUUGCUGUUAAAGUUUUUAAAAAGGUGCAGAACACAUCGUGGCAGGUGCUCUGGGAGAAGUUUCGCAAAGAGAUGGAGGUUCUUCACCUCUACCGGCAUCCUAACAUCCUGGAGUUGUGUGGCUGUUUUUCUGAUGGGGAUCGCUAUUUCCUGGUUUACCCUUUCCUCCCCAAUGGUUCCCUCCACAAAAAACUACACAAUCAGGAUGCUGGAAAAGCCCUCUCCUGGCAGGAGCGCCUGGACAUCAUUAAAGGUGUGGCGAAGGCUGUUCACCACCUGCACAGCACGCAACCAUGUGCUGUCAUCUGUGCCAACAUUAGCAGUGCCAAUAUCCUUCUAGAUGAACGCCUUCAGCCCAAACUAACCGACUUUGGAAUGGCACGCCUCAGACCGCACUCAGUUAAUCACAGCUGCACUAUCACCAUGAAGACCAGUAUCCAAAACUGGGAGUAUCUUCCAGAGGAAUACAUCAGAGAUGGGAAGCUGUCUGUCAAGCUGGAUGUAUACAGCUUUGGGAUGGUGGUGCUGGAGAUACUGACAGGACAGCAGGUUAUGCAGGACAAACCAAAACACCGACUCCUGAGGAACGUGCUGGAUGAUACGGCUGAGGAGGGGGGUGGUGUGGACGCCUGCCUCAGGCUGCUGGACUCUAGGGCGGGCCGCUGGCCCCACGCGCUGGCUCUCUCUCUCCUCCGGCUGGGGAUGGACUGCAGCUCCAGCAAGGCCCGCAAUAGGCCUACAAUGGAUAUGGUGCUACAGACUCUGAGCCAGCUUCUACCUCUCCCCUGCCCCCCUGAGGACCAGCCACAUACGCUGGACGAUGGCAUGGCCCUCCCGCAGCACAGCGGUCACCCCGCACCCACCCACUCCCCCAGCCUGCCCGCGGAGAACGACGACGAGACGUCCAGCCUGCCACCGUGCAUCCCGGAGUGUGCCCCGCCCGACUCGGUCUCCGUCCUCCAAGACUCCGUGGCUCUGUCUGCGCCGUCGCAUCCGUGCGAGUGCAGCCAAUCAGAGGUCACGUUCCUGGGCUGCAUGGACCACAAUGGUGGUGGUGGCCGACGACAACAGCAGCAGCAGCAGCAGCAGCAGCAGCAGCAACCUCGGGCAGAAGGUUGGGACAAAUACGAGACGAUCGACGCGUCUGCAUGUCUGUCUGCACACACGCUGCAGUCGGACGGUGGAGGCGAGCCGGUGCUGGACCUGUAUGGCAGCUGGCCAGUGCAGUGCAGCUGCACACCCGAUACAGACGUUCAGGAGUGCGAGGACUGCAGGGCCAACGGCGUCACCCCCCUCCCCUUGUAUCUCUCUCAAGGAGUGGUCAGUGGCCCGUCCGAGAGUUACGUGGAGAACCCCGCCAAGCAACGGCUCUGUAACAAGAUUCAGCAGUACAAUCAUGGCCUUCUCUGCACUGAUGAGCUUCUGUCUAUCACUCUAUAAACCAGGCACACUUAUUCAGGGAAACAACCACAAACAGAUACAGUGUCUGAGUUAUUUUAGAUAUUUAAUGGAAAUCUUAGAGCUAGAGACUGGCCAGUGACUUAAAAAACCAAGAACAAAGGGGAGAGAGUAGAAAACACACUGGCAUCUGAGUCUGCAUUAAGUGACAUGCUGACAAAUGUUUUGGUAGCAUUUUCUGUCACAAGUUGAAAAAUACAGGCUAAUAUAUUGAUUUCAAGACAGUAUUUAUAGGCUAUAUAUAUAUAUAUAUUAUACAUUUCAGUAUUUAUCUUGCAUAUCAUAAGCUACUUUUUGUAAUUUGUUGUCAUUUUGUUUUUGUAACAUGUUUUUUAUUUGAAAUUUAAAAUGUAGCCUAACAUUUUAUACAUUUUAAUAAUCUCAACGAUGUUUGUGACACCAGACAAUGUGUUUCAUGUUUUUUUUGUAAUGCAAAAAAAAUAUUCGCCUUUUUGUCGUAUCUUUGGUGUUGAAUGGACAUUUUGUUUUGUAAUAUCUGUAAAAAAUUAAUUUGUAAUAAAGCGGAGGCUAGCCUACUAUGUCCAUGUGAAAAUA